AUGUGUCUGCGUCUCUUUCCUUUCUUUCCCUAUUCAAUUAAACUCUCUGUCACUGUGCCCUCUUCAUCAAAUCAAAUCGAGAUUCGUGCAGUUCCAAUUAACCUUGACAAUUACAUAAACCCCCCACUCCCUCCUCCUCCACAUCCCCAUGUCCUUCCUCGAGGAUCUUUGGCUCUUCCUCGCUCCUCCAGAUUUCCGACACAAACUCUCCGAGUCGCUGUCACAGUCAAUGGCCACCUCCUCCGCCUGUGACUCCGCCGCGUCCGACGCCUGCCGAGACGACGCCGCCGCGCUCAACCUCAAGUUCGUCGCCAUCGCCUCCAUUCUCCUCGCCGGAGUCGCCGGAAUUGCGAUUCCUCUGGUCGGGAAGAACCGGAGGUUCCUGCGCACGGACGGGAGCCUCUUCGUCGGAGCAAAGGCCUUCGCCGCCGGGGUUAUUCUGGCGACGGGGUUCGUGCACAUGCUCUCCGGCGGGUCGGACGCUCUGAACAGCCCGUGCCUGCCGGAGUUUCCCUGGUCAAAGUUCCCGUUCUCUGGAUUCUUCGCCAUGAUGGCAUCGCUUGCCACCUUACUCGUUGACUUCGUCGGCACGCAGUACUAUGAGCGCAAGCAGGGCCUGGCCCGGCCCAGCGAGGCCCAAGUACGAGUGGACUCGGACGACCCGGGUCUGGAGUCGGGUCUCCAUAAGGAAGGGAGCGGGUCGAUGGUUUUUGGGGAGGAAGACGGCGGUGGGAUGCACAUUGUGGGAAUGCGCGCCCACGCGGCGCACCAUGGUCACAGCCACGCUCAGGAUGCAUGCGACGGCCACGUGGCGGUUCUGGAUCCGGGUCAUGAUCACGGGAACGGGCACGCCCAUGGGCAUGGUCAUUCUCACGGCUUCGGUGAUGAUGACGAGGAUGAUGGUGUUCGGCACGUCGUCGUUUCACAGAUUUUGGAGCUUGGGAUUGUAUCACAUUCUGUGAUCAUUGGGUUGUCAUUAGGAGUGUCACAGAGCCCAUGCACCAUAAGGCCCUUAGUUGCAGCACUGUCCUUCCAUCAGUUCUUUGAAGGUUUUGCACUUGGAGGCUGCAUCUCACAAGCUCAAUUCAGGAACCGAUCAGCGGCGAUAAUGGCUUGUUUCUUCGCCAUAACAACUCCAUUAGGUAUCGGCGUUGGGAUUGGAAUUUCUUCAUCCUACAACCCAAACAGUCCAGGAGCUCUGGUCACUGAAGGCAUCUUGGAUUCCAUGUCUGCCGGUAUUCUGGUCUACAUGGCCUUGGUGGAUCUGAUUGCUGCUGACUUUCUGAGCAAGAGGAUGAGCUGUAAUUUUCGGCUUCAACUUGUGUCAUACUGCUUGCUAUUUCUUGGAGCUGGGAUGAUGUCUUCACUUGCAAUUUGGGCUUAGGUUGCUUCUAGCUAAUGUUCUUUGUAGGGUGUAUAAGCUUCUCAGUGAUGCAAGUGAGAAUUCUAUUCUUUCGGCUCUGUUCUUCCUAAUAGGGAAGUGAAGUGAGCAAGUGAGGGACUAGAUGUUGUAGAAUAGUAGGUAUCCAUCGCGUGUAGUGCAAUCAUCAUGUAUAGUAUAUUGUGAAAUCUUCACCAAGCUCAUUCAUAGUUUGGUUUUGAGUAUCUACAAAACUACAAUACCUUGCGUACUA
Molecule: messenger RNA, 1634 nt
Organism: Argentina anserina (silverweed cinquefoil)
Lineage: Eukaryota; Viridiplantae; Streptophyta; Magnoliopsida; Rosales; Rosaceae
Product: zinc transporter 4, chloroplastic-like
Exons: 4
Coding region: 149-1384 (411 amino acids)
Biological process (GO): zinc ion transmembrane transport
Cellular component (GO): plasma membrane
Molecular function (GO): zinc ion transmembrane transporter activity
Source: RefSeq, a predicted model, not a curated record